Messenger RNA from Syngnathus acus (greater pipefish), 4091 nucleotides. It is a transcript of the gene mylkb, whose product is annotated as myosin light chain kinase b. The coding region runs from base 635 to 3301 and encodes 888 amino acids. Gene Ontology annotation, biological process: protein phosphorylation. The transcript is spliced from 18 exons. NCBI's taxonomy places the organism in Eukaryota, Metazoa, Chordata, Actinopteri, Syngnathiformes, Syngnathidae. The record is from RefSeq and is a predicted model, not a curated record. Gene Ontology annotation, molecular function: ATP binding; protein kinase activity; protein binding.
UUUAACCCAGCUGUUUACUCUCCCGUUCGCUCCAUCCGCCAAGGAGGAGGAGGAGGCGGCAGAGUCAGUCCACGGUGGCAGAAGGCCUGACGGGUAGCACGAGCACCUGAACACCAACCAGAAGAAAGAAAAAGGAGAAGAACAAGGACUAGGAGAGCAAAAGUGGCACAAAGCCAAUGCGGCCAGCCAGGAGGAAACAAGAAGAAGAAAAAAACGAAGAAGGAGGCGCGUGGGGGCAGGCGGGAGAAGGAGAACCAGGGAGGACACAUGCUGGCAAAGUGAGCCACACCUGAAACCAACCACACCAGGGACUCGGAGAAGUGGAAGCGGAAGAAGACGGACAAGCCGGUGGCAGCGAGCCAAACAGGGAGGGAGGGAGGGAGGGAGGGAGGGAGGGUGGAAAAAAGCAAAAGGAGCCAGCAGAAACAAAUUAGAAGAAGGCUCAAUCCGCCACCAUUGGCCACAAGCCAAGCCAGAGACGGAAGAAACACCUGAACAAGCAGCAGGAGGCCAAGCUGGGAGCAGGAGAAGGAGGAGCUCAGGAGGCGCACCACAAGGCUGCGGGGAGCAGCUCCACGCCCGCCCACCGAGCGGCGAGGAGACGGACAAGGAGGGAGCGUGCCGCCUGACCGCCAUGGAUUUUAAGGCCAACUUGAAGGGGGUCAAGGCCAAGAUGGAGGACGAGCAGCGCAAGGCGGCCAGCGGUGCCGCCGCGCAGGUGGACUUCCGCGCCGUGCUGGGCAAGAAGGGUGGCGGCGCCAACAAGGCCGCCGGCCCGCCCCAGGCGCCCGCCAAGAAGAACGCGCUCGCUGCCGUCGACGACAAGAAGACAGGCGGCGUGGACAAGAACGGCGAUGGCGGCGAAGUGGUCAACAACUGCCUGAAGGACGGCAGCGGCGCCAAGUUCACCGAGAAGCUGGGCGACGUGACGGUUCUGGACGGCCAGCGCCUGCAUCUGCAGUGCCGACUGGACCCGGCCUGCGAUGACGUCGACGCAAGCUGGACGCUUGACGGAAAACUUAUCAAAGCCUCCAAGUUCAUCGUGAUCAAAAACCAAGGCGGCGUGUGCUCGCUGAGCAUCGACAAGGCCCUGCCCGAGGACGAAGGCGAGUACAAAUGCAAGGUGGAGAACUCGGCGGGCCGGGCCGAAUGUUCUUGUUUGGUUCUGGUGGACGAUCCUCCGGAAAAGUCUGCGGCUGACAAGGAGUCCAACAAGAAGAAGAAGACGGCGGCCACCUCCGAGAGUGAAGCUCGAAUAAAGAAGCCUACAGCCAAGACACCUCCCAAGCAAGCGCUGCCUCCUCACAUCGUUCAGUUCCCGGAGGACAUGAAGAUCCUGGCAGGGGAGAAGGUGGAGAUCCUCUGCAAGUUCUCCGGAGCCCCGCCCAUCAGCUGCACUUGGCUCAAGUUCAGGAAGCCGAUCCAGGAAGGCGCGGCGGGGACGUCCAUCUUCAGUACGGACGGCAGCAGCCUGCUGACCAUCGCCAGUGGACAGCAGGAGCACUGCGGAUGCUACACGGUGGAGCUGAGGAACCAAUAUGGCCUCCGGCAGGCCGCGCUCAACCUGACCAUCGUGGACAAGCCGGACCCGCCCGCAAAGGUGCCGGCCUUGUCGGACGUGAGACGUUCCAGUCUGACGCUGUCCUGGUACGGUCCCACCUACGACGGCGGGAGUGCCGUCCAGACCUACCACCUGGAGAUAUACAACUCUGUGGAGCAGAAGUGGACGCCGCUCGUGUCCUGCAACAGCACAUCCUACAAUGUCCAAAACCUUCUUCCGGAGCGCCGAUAUAAGUUCCGAAUCCGAGCGGAGAACGUCUACGGCGUCAGCGAGCCGAGCGCCGAGUCGGAGGACGUCGCCGUGGCGGACGACGACGAGAACCAGGAGGAGGCGGAGGAGGACGAAGACGACUCGGAGAAGGAGCCCGACUACAGGCAGGUGACGGUGCGAACGGACGUGAAGGUGAAGGAGCUGUACGACGUGGAGGAGAGGCUGGGAACGGGCAAGUUUGGCCAGGUGUUCAAGCUCGUGGAGAAGGCCACCAAGAAGGUUUGGGCGGGCAAGUUCAUCAAGGCCUACUCGGUCAAGGACAAAGACAACGUUCGGCAAGAGAUCGGUAUCAUGAACAGCCUCCAUCAUCCCAAGCUGGUCCAGUGCGUGGACGCCUUCGAGGGGAAGUCGGACAUCGUGGUGGUGCUGGAGAUGAUCUCCGGCGGCGAGCUGUUUGAGCGCAUCAUCGACGAGGACUUUGAGCUGUCGGAGCGCGAGGUGAUCAAGUACAUGCUGCAGAUCGUGGACGGGGUGGGCUUCAUCCACAAGCAGGGCAUCGUGCAUCUGGACCUCAAACCCGAGAACAUCAUGUGCGUCAACAAGACCGGCAGCAAGAUCAAACUCAUCGACUUUGGCCUGGCCAGGCGUCUAGAAAACGCGGGAACCCUCAAAGUUUUGUUCGGAACGCCUGAGUUUGUGGCGCCCGAAGUCAUCAACUACGAAGCCAUCGGUUACCCCACCGACAUGUGGAGCAUCGGCGUCAUCUGCUACAUUCUGCUGAGCGGCCUGUCGCCCUUCAUGGGCGACAACGACAACGAGACGCUGGCCAACGUGACUUCGGCCACGUGGGACUUUGAGGACGAGGCCUUCGACGAGAUCUCGGACGACGCCAAGGACUUCAUCACUCGGCUGCUCAAAAAGGACAUGAAGGCGCGUCUGAGCUGCCCCCAGUGUCUGGAGCACAGCUGGCUCAAGCAGGACACCAACACCAUGAAAGCCAAGAAGCUGUCCAAGGAGAGGAUGAAAAAGUACAUCUUGAGGCGCAAGUGGCAGAAAACAGGGCACGCCAUAAAGGCCAUCGGCAGACUGUCGUCCAUGGCCAUGAUGGCGGGGCUCCACGCCAAGAGGGGUUCGCCCACCGAAGACGACAACCGCUUCCUGGAGUGCUUGGAGCCGGAGCAGAAGGCCGAGAGCAAGCCCACCUUCAGCGCCGUUAUCCGCGACGUGGAGGUGGUGGAGGGCAGCGCCGCACGCUUUGACUGCAAGAUCGAAGGUUACCCCGACCCGGAGGUGGUGUGGUACAAGGACGAGCAGCCCAUCAAGGAGACCAGGCAUUUCCAGAUCGACUACGACGAGGACGGCAACUGCAGCCUGGUCAUUUCCGAGGUGUCGGGCGACGACGACGCCAAGUACACGGUGAAGGCUGUCAACGAUCUCGGUGAGGCCACCUGCACCGCUGAGCUGCUGGUUGAGGUCAUGGCUGCUGAGGAGGAAGAGGAGGAGGAGGAGGAGGAGGAGGAGGAGGAGUGAGCUUCACAACCUCCGGACUCUGGUGGGGGAGGAGCCACUCAGGCCGGAAGUGGUGCACUCCUCCAGCCUCUCCGUCAGUACAGUCACCUUGAUUAUUUAUAACCUCAGGCUGCGGCACGUGCGUGUGUGCGCGAAAGCCUUCGAGCCGUCCCGACGCUGCCGACUUUUCCUUUAGCUGCCUUUUUGCUGUGUUCGCGUGCCUUCGCCACAUCCUCGGGAUGACGUCAUCACGGUGUGGCUCUGAUGAUGUCAUCAUGAUGUCAAUAAGAUGAGGACAUUAGGGCUACGGAUCAUUGUUUUCUUCCACUAAUGUGUCAAUCAAAGCAAAACCAAAUAUAAAGUGAGGACGUGACGUCCGCUUUGUAGUAAGUCAGCCAAAUUGAAAGCGGGUACGCGCGCCUUUACCAUUGAGAGGUUAACUCUCCAAAUAUUGGCACCGUUUGGAGUUAAGCAAGGUCUCGAAACGGUGAUCAGAAGAUUUGGCAAUCACUUAGCGGGUUGAGGUGCGUGCGGAUGUCUCCCCGAUGCAGGUGACGGUGGCCGCCUUGUCGCUGGUCCGUGUGACCCAAACGUGGACCUCGCCGCCACCGCCGCCUCACUUUCUUUUAGCACACUCGACACGCCACUCAAACGUUUGCGCACUUUGAUUUGAUUUCACGUUGACGUUUGUCCUACCGUCAGUUGUGUUCCAAGAAGGUUUGUACAAUUCUAUAGCGAGUUUGACACGUACGACAAGAGAGCACAGGUGUACUUUCUCACAUGCAGCCAAUUAAAGAAUCACCCCAAAACA